Bombina bombina (fire-bellied toad) is the source of this 2020-nucleotide messenger RNA. It is a transcript of the gene SERPIND1, whose product is annotated as serpin family D member 1. The transcript has 5 exons. Gene Ontology annotation, molecular function: serine-type endopeptidase inhibitor activity. The record is from RefSeq and is a predicted model, not a curated record. Gene Ontology annotation, biological process: negative regulation of endopeptidase activity; blood coagulation. Lineage: Eukaryota; Metazoa; Chordata; Amphibia; Anura; Bombinatoridae. The coding region runs from base 167 to 1642 and encodes 491 amino acids.
CUAGAGGCUAUUUACUCUGGGAGGUACAUGCAGAGGCUUGUAGCAAAGGUUAUUUGUUUCUGUUUUUGAGAUUCUGUUCUCAAACUGGGACGUGACUGGGAGCUCUAAGGAAUCCUGAUAUCUACUGCAACUUUGUCUCACUAGAGAACCCUGGAGUGUUACCAUAAUGAAUCUCUUGCAUUCUGCAACCAUUUUACUCCUCGUUUCUUCAGUGUUUUGUGCUGUGAAGGACUUGCAUGACCAUUUUGAUGAUCCGAAAGGUCAAGGACCAAGAUCAGUCCAGAGUAACAUUAGCCAAGAUCUAGAAAAAAUCCCUCCGGAGUUUCAUCAGGAGAAUACAGUCACCAAUGACUUAAUCCAUGAAGAAGAGGAAGACGACGACUACUUGGACUUUGAUAAGAUUUUUGGAGAAGAUGAAGAUUAUACUGAUAUUAUUGAUCCUACUCCAGAUAUUAAGAAUGUGGAAACUGAGAGAGGGAAUAUUUUUGAACUUUUUCAUGGUAAAACUAGGAUUCAGAGGCUAAAUAUUAUAAAUGCCAAUUUUGCCUUUAACCUUUACAGGGCAAUUCAGAACACAGUCAACACUACCGAAAACAUCCUGCUAGCACCAGUUGGCAUUUCUACUGCUUUGGCCACUAUUUCACUGGGUACAAAAGAGCAAACUUUAAAACAAAUACUCUCUACCCUGGGUUUUAAAGACUUUAUUAAUGCCAGUACAAAGUAUGACAUAUUUACCAUUCACAAUGUCUUUAGAAAACUGACCCACAGAUUAUUUCGCAGGAACUAUGGCUACACAUUAAGAUCAGUCAAUGACAUCUACAUUACAAAGGACUUUUCUGUUCAUGAGAAGUUUAAAGAAAGUCUGAAGCAGUACUACUUUGCAGAGGCUCAGAUGGUUGAUUUUGAAGACCCUAGUUUCCUUACCAAAGCUAAUCAACGAAUCCAAAAGCUCACCAAGGGCUUAGUGAAGGAAGCUAUACCAAAUGUUGACUCAUCUCUUUUGAUGUUGCUUGUUAACUGCAUCUAUUUCAAAGGGACAUGGGAAAAUAAAUUCCCAGUGGAAUUCACUCAAAAUAUGAACUUUCGUCUCAAUGAAAAGGAGCUGGUGAAGGUGCCAAUGAUGAAGACUAAGGGAAACUUCUUAGUAGCAGCUGAUCACGAGCUGGACUGUGGAGUCUUGCAACUACCAUAUGUGGGGAACAUCAGCAUGAUCAUCGUGCUCCCUAACAAACUAUCUGGCAUGAAGCUUCUGGAGAAACAACUCACACCAAGGGUGGUAGACAGAUGGCAAAAGAUUAUGACAAACAGAACAAGGGAGGUAUAUCUGCCACGUUUUAGACUAGAAAAGAAAAACAAUCUCAUUGAUGUUCUUAGAAGUAUGGGAGCCAAGGACCUGUUCUCCGAUGGAGAUUUCUCAGGAAUCUCGGAUGAAAAGAUAAACAUUGGCAAGUUUCAACACCAGGUCACCAUCAUGGUGAACGAAGAAGGCACAGAGGCGGCAGCAGUGACUACAGUGGGUUUCAUGCCACUAUCUACACAGGCUCGUUUUGUGGUAGAUCGUCCUUUUAUCUUUCUUGUGUAUGAGCAUCAUACCAACUGCCUGACAUUCAUGGGUAGAGUCUCCAACCCUACACAAUCCUGAUCGUUAAGAUCCAAAAUCUUUUAAAACAGAUAUGGAUCUAGGUUCAGCAUUACAGUAACAAGUUAAAAAUAACCUGAUCUUACUACUUGUAUAAAGUCUUUUAGAGCAGUUUUGUUACAAGUAUUUUGUCUCUGUAUUUACAAGAACGUAUUUGUCAAUUAUUACAUGUCUUAUUAGGUUUCAUUUACUAUUACUAAAUAUUACACACACAGCUUCAGGUCAGACCAUAUGAUGAUGUGGUCUGUUACCGAUAAAUAUGUCUAGUAUAAUAUAUUGUGAAAGAAUAAAGGAGAAUUCAAUAAACAAAAAAAGAGGAAAUUAUGUAUAUCUUUUUCCAUCUGUCAUUAAUAAAAAAUACAUAAAAUAUUUAAAUAUAAA